AGCACCGCCGGUGAGAAUCAGACAUCGAGGUGUUGGGCUGAAUUAAUAUCCUGGGAGCCUCGUGCCUUCGUCUACCACAAUUUCCUCAGCAAGACAGAGUGCGAGCACUUGAUCAGUCAGGCCAAGCCUCAAUUGGCGAGGUCGAAGGUUUUCUGUUCAGAAACUCGGAUGAACAUAGAGAGCAGACUCAGCAAUCGUACAAGCUCACAAGGAUCUGUAGGCUCGAGCAAUGUCGUUACGGACAUUGAGAAACGGAUUGCUGAUUUCACAUCCAUACCUGUAGAGAAUGGGGAACGUCUUCAUGUCGUUCACUAUGAAGUCGGGCAGAAAUUCGAGCCCCACUUUGACUACUCCCCGAGCGAUUACUACGACAAGACUGGGGGAGCACGCGCAGCUUCUGUUCUUAUGUACCUGUCGGAUGUUGAAGAAGGUGGUGAGACAGUUUUCCCUUUUGCUAAACCAAUCGAUUACAGUAGCAGCAGCGAGAAGAAGAGAAAGAGAUUAGGGCUUUCGGUGAAGCCUAAGAUGGGCGAUGCAUUGGUUUUCUGGAACAUAAAACCUGAUGGCAAUGUGGAUCCUUGCAGUAAGCAUGCUGGUUCUGCUGUGAUUAAAGGGGACAAGUGGUUAGCUCUUAAUUUUAUGCGAGUGAAUAAGCGUAAGGUUCAGAAUGGAUAG
Linum tenue is the source of this 675-nucleotide messenger RNA. The record is from the annotation of a GenBank genome assembly. Lineage: Eukaryota; Viridiplantae; Streptophyta; Magnoliopsida; Malpighiales; Linaceae.